Messenger RNA from Saccostrea cuccullata (small rock oyster), 420 nucleotides. RefSeq lists its product as uncharacterized. The record is from RefSeq and is a predicted model, not a curated record. The transcript is spliced from 3 exons. NCBI's taxonomy places the organism in Eukaryota, Metazoa, Mollusca, Bivalvia, Ostreida, Ostreidae. The coding region runs from base 1 to 420 and encodes 139 amino acids.
AUGAAACAACUGUGUAUUUUAAUACUUCUGUCCUUGUUCCAUUUAUCAGUGGGCGUUUCUCGAUUUCACGAUUGUGACGUAUACGGCCCUGAUGACCCUAACCCCUACCUCUCCCCCAAACCUGGCUAUGACGGAAAGAUCUGCAUCCAGGAUUUAACAGAGGGAGUAUUCUACUGUAAAUAUUGGAAAUGUCAAACGCCACCCUGUCCACGUGAGCAGCAGCUGAGAGGAUCCGCCUACAACAAAUGUCCCUAUUGUGAAGGAACCUGUAGUAAUGGUGGAGUGAUUUACGAGGCAGGGACCUCAUUUUUAUGCGCGGAUGGAGCGAACACCUGUCGCUGCGGUAAAAAUGGGAGUGUGGGAUCAACCUAUAUGAUGACGAACAAGUAUUCCCUCUGUCGAGCACCACUUGUAGGAUGA